AUGACAACAGCUAAAUACAGUGCGCUAUUUCCGCAUGUAGCACCACGUUGUAAAGAACUUAUUCAUAUACUCGUACAUGGCGCAGCUAAUUUACCUAAGAUCAAUAAUCGUUCACCUAGAUGCUAUGUUACAGCACAAUCUAAAGCAACUUUGGAGGAAGGAGAGAUUGGAGAAACAAUUAAUGCAACAAAUUUUAUUGAAGGUGUCUCACCACAAUGGAAUGAAAUGAUCUAUGUAGAUAUAGCAGAAGAUAGAAGUCUUACCGAGGACCUGAUUAUUUUUAUUAUUGAUGAACCAACGGGAAAGAAAAUAGUUGAACACCGUUUUCAAUGGCAAAAUUUCGAACCAUUCUAUCAGUAUCAUCUAAAUCUGCAACAACCGUUACAACAAACAUCACAAACGACUUGUUUAUAUAUUUCAAUGAUGAGAAAACUAAGUUCCUUAUCGAAAGAAAGUAUUCGAUAUUUUGGUUUGGAAGCUCUAUUGAAUGGAUUUGAUUCACCAAUUACAGAAAAUCUAUCAAUCUAUGCUGUUACUCGGAUUGUAUCUGAUUUUAAAGCUUAUAGACAAAAUUAUUUACUGAAUCAUAACACUGAACGUCAUGGUAUUGAGUUCAAACCAAUUGUUGGUGCUAGCAGACAAGAUUUAUUAUUACCUGAAUAUUCAUACGAUGGUUAUCCUCAAGUAUCAUUAGCAUCUAAAAGGUCUAAAAUUCCAAUAUGGAAACAUGAUUUUCUUUUUUGCCAUCAAAAUGAAAAAGACAAUAUGUUUACAAGCAAUGGUAGUGCAAUGGUAAUUGAAUUUUAUCCGUAUCAAAAUAUUGCCAAUAGUAAAAAUUGGCGUCUAUCGGGUUUACUUGGAUGGACAGCUAUUAUUUUAGAUGAACGCUUAAUGAACGCACUGACAUCAACACUAGGAAGCGAAGGCAUGAGAACCGAAGGUCUUCUGAUCCAUAGUGAUGGUGAUUUAGCAGCCGAAAGCUCAAAAUAUUUAACAGCAGAAAUGCUUUUCCGGAUCCUUACUGAAAGACAUCCAACAAGAAAUCUUCUUUUGCCAACUAAUAGUAAUAUGCCAGCAUUGCCAUCGUACUGUAAUCCAAACGGUCAAAAUGAUGUUACACCUGUUUACAUUCAAGCACCUGUAACAAAGAAAGGUUUUUUACCAUCCAUACAAAUAUCAUCAGCCUCAUCAUCAGCACUACAACCGCCGCCGCCGCCACGAUCAGCCGCACAUGUUACUCGAUCACCCAUACCAGCGCCUCAACCAACAUUUUUAACAGCCCCAUACUAUCAACCGCCACCUCACUAUGAAUAUCAACAGCCUGUUCAAGUUCAACAAACUGCAACAACAUCAGAUAACACACGCUAUCGUAUUCCACGUAUUAAUCCGUAUGAUUUGGAUGAUAUACCAACGGAAUAUCGCGCCAUGUUAGGAACAAAUUAUCCCCCACGUCGUGAUGACGAUAUCGAAGGUUGGUUUGAUUAUUUUGAACGUGAAGUUGGCAAAUACAAGCAAGCUAUUCGACGCGUUAUACAAGAUGUUAUGCAAUUACGUGAUCAACAUAAAACUUUAACGGCCGCCAACAUUGAUUUAAGAGCAAAAUUAGAAAAUUUUGAUAGAAAAAAGAAAGUUUUCAUUGAAAUUUUAGAAGGUGAUAAAAUCGAUAAAGCUAAAAUUCAAGAUAUAUAUAAUCGUUUAAGUGCUAAGAUAUCUGCGCAAUCACUUGAAUUAAAAGAAAAAUAUGCAAAAAUAAACAGUUACGAAAAAGAAUUAACUCGAAGAGGCGAAUUACGUGCUCAAUACGAUGCUCUAGUACGCACAAGUCAAGCACGUGAAGUAGAAAUGAAACUCAUUCAACAACGGCUGGGCAAAGCUGACGGUCUUGAGGAAACUGUUCGACGUCAAGAACUUGUUAUUGAGAAACUUGAAGCAAUGAUUAAUAAUUAUAUGAAACAAAAACGAUCAGGAGGAGUAUUUAAUGAUGUUGAUAGAAAAUUUCUAUCUGAACAUGCGGCACUUGGUUUAGAAAGUCAGCAACUUCAAAGACGAUUAUCUAAUGGACGUAACACAGCAUUGGUAAAUAAUCAUCGAGAAGAUCUUGUUCAACAAAAUUUAACUUACCAACAAGAAUUAGCUAAUCUCAAAGCUCGAUUUCAAGAGAAUACAUCUGCAUGGGGCCGAGAAAAAGCUGAACUACUUUCAAAACUUGAAGAUGUUGAGGCAACGUCGGCUACACCACGAACACGAAAAUCAAGACCUUAUUAA
Molecule: messenger RNA, 2265 nt
Organism: Rotaria socialis
Lineage: Eukaryota; Metazoa; Rotifera; Eurotatoria; Philodinida; Philodinidae
Source: the annotation of a GenBank genome assembly